AUGCAGGAGAACGAAGAGGAGGCUACAUUGCCUAGCAAAUUAUACCUAACACACACACGCACACAAAGAGUUGUUAUUGUUGGUGGUGGUGGUGGUAAGGGUGAUGAUGAUGAUGAUGAUGCUGCCGAUGUUGAUGGUAGUGGUUGGUUGGAUGGAUGGAUGGAUGAUGACGAUGAUGAUGAUGAUGAUGAUGAUGAUGAUGAUGAUGAUGAACCUUCGUCUAUCUUUGCUCAGCUGUCGGUGGUGCCUUCCCAGGAAUAG
Molecule: messenger RNA, 261 nt
Organism: Enterobius vermicularis (human pinworm)
Lineage: Eukaryota; Metazoa; Nematoda; Chromadorea; Rhabditida; Oxyuridae
Source: the annotation of a GenBank genome assembly